GUAGAAUUAGAUGAAUUCUUUAACGACCACUGUUCUUUGAGUUUGUAUUGAGCAGCCGCGUAUGUCUGCCAAUUUUUCUGGUAGGCCCACACCUAACCUUACCUAACCUAACCUUAAAGGCUUUGUAUUCCUUGUGGACCAUCCACAUACAUCAACGAAAACGAAUUGUUCAAAAAAAGAGAUGUCGACGUCCAAUCCGUUGGCUCGUGGCCGCGAAACUGGCAGACUAGAUGCGCGUUAUAGUGUUGACGAGGACACAGGAGCCCCAGCAGACGAGGAAGAACAACAAGUAGAGAAGAAAAUCCGACGGGAGUUCCUUACUAUGAGUAUCCUCUUCGGUGUGAUACAUGCUACAGUAACGACGCCAAUAGGAUACGCCACGGCUGCGCUUGGAGCCGAGGUCGGAAGCGUCGGCAACGGGGCGCUUUAUUUGUGCUCCAUCUUUAGCAGCCUAUUUCUGGGAGCUCCAAUGCGUGCAUACUUCGGAACGGUGAAUGCCUUAUGCGUUGGAUCACUCUUGUACGCAUUGUACGUAUCGUGCUUCGGUCUCGCUGUGCUUAGCAAAGAUAUGAACGCCACUCCGAGCAGGACACCAAGCACUGAAGAGGACGACGACGAAAGUCCAUGGCCUCUGAUCUUUCACACAGGAGGGUCUGUUUUUGGUGGUCUCAGUGUGGGCGGUUUGUGGACUGCGCAGGGAGUCUUUUUUGCGGAUUGUGUUGCGGCGAUAGUAGCUGUCAGACUGCGAAGAAUAUCGGCGCGGAAAGCUUCUGGGUCUUCGUUGACCGGUGAUGAAGAGAGUGCUGACACAACUGCAGGUGGUGAAGGGAGAAGUCGACCAUCUUCUAGAGUUGUAGUUGAUGUUGUUCCGAAAACUAACGACCACGACCAUGUAUGGUUCUGGUAUUUGGUAACCUGAAUUUGAUCCUAAGGGUUCUCUUCUUGUUUUCCCUUAGGAUCAAACUCAGGUUACCAAAUACCAGAACCAUUCAGACCAGACCCAGAGGAGUGCUUCUUCAUCCGAUGUCGCGCCAUCGGUAAGCAGUGAACUGAGUGGGACUUUCGGUUCGAUUUACCUUUUCACGGAGGUGCUCUUCAAGAGUACCCUGACAUUUUUUUUAAAAGCAUUUCCGAAAUCCGGGAAUCAAGGAGUUGUUGGGCCUGGUGUCGUGUUUCUUCUCUAUGGCGUGAUCGCCUUACUCUGCAUGGUCCUCAUGAAAUUGAUGCUGGCGGACACGAAAGCGGAUGUUGCUUCGUCCGGUUCUGAGAGUUCGAAGGCGCCGUCUUCAACAGUAGAGCCAGGACAGAGGCAGAGCCAACAUGUGGUUGGAAAAUCAGACGCCUCGGCAUCCGAUGGCCCACGCAAUGGUCCUCGUCGGGAUGGCGGAGUCGAGCUCAGUGCGACAUCUUCAAGUGGGACAAAGACUACGGCUCCGACUGGCGUUGUAAAAGGUGAUAUCACAAUCACUAAUUCAAUCUCUGCAGAGGACCGGCAGGAGGCGAGUAUAAGUUGUCCAUCUGCUUCUUCUAGUAGACCUGAUCCUGAUAAAAACGCGUCGCAGCAGCAACCGACUGCCAACAGUGCAGCAAAAAAUGCAAGUAGUCGUGUUUUCACGGCCAUCAUGCUGUGGCGAGAUCGGCGGCUCUGGCUUCUCGGAAUGCUUAAUUUCGCGUUCGGUGUCUCUGUUCCCUUUCUCAAUGGUUGGGUCAAUAAUUACGUCACAAAACAGGCCCUCGGAGCCUCCAUGCUACCGCUUUUAGGUUCAGUCACAUCCAUAUUCGCAACUGGAUUUACGCUCCUCUACACGCGAGUACCUCUGUUUGCGCGUUCGCACUGGCUCCCACUAGGUGCAGCAAGCUGUUGUUUUGCACUGCAAUCCAUCCUCGUGACUGCUGGAAUUUUGAACACGCAUUCGGGGUGGUGGUUGCUUAUCCUCUACAUACUGCAAGGCAUGGGCCGUGCGGCAUAUGAGUCAACGAAUAAAGCUGUGUUUGCAGACUUUUUCGGGUACCACACUCACUUAGGGUUACUAAGCCUUGUUUUAAAGAACUUGAGGACUCGGUCACAGUUAGCACGGCUUUUUCUAGUACCUGCUUCUUGACAGAUGCAAAAAAUCGUACCUACUUCCAUAUUUGCAACUUGCAUGUUUACUAUACAGAAUCUAGAUAACCAAGUCCAUUCUUCAUCAUCAUCAUCAUGAUCAUCAUCAUUCCUAUACAGAAUCUAAACCAACUUUCAGGGCUGAGAAUAAAGACGGCGCUUUUGCGAAUGUGAUGAUGCAAAAUUGCACGCUGACGGCUUUCCUGUUUUUCUUCAACGCAGCAAACGCCGACUCGGAGAAAGGCAUAGAAUUGCAAAAAAACGUGAUGGGAUGGGGUGAAUUUGUGUUGGCGGCCCUUGUACUACCUGGCUACUUCGCAGCUUCUGGGCGGCUUUGUGCGGUUGUUGGUGGCCCCGAUCAGAACGGGGGGACGAGGCAAUCACUGUUGGAGCGACAAUGAUGAGGAGAAUGCCGUUCUUGCUACAUCAUCAACUUUAAUUUCAACUUUCACUUUGAUUGAUGUUGAUUCGUCAUGCCUAUUGUUCGCUUACAUCUUCAUGGGCGAGGGCUUGUUUGCUUCCUUUGACUACUUACACGCAGGAGAUGUUAUGUCCGAACGCCGAUAUGUGCAUAAUUCAUUUUCAUGAUCUUAAAUAUAUUGAUCUCAAAAGCAAAACUGUUGGACUGCCCUAGAAAGAACCCCGCACUCGCUAACGUUGCUAGCGCACCCUCUGGCUGCCGCUGGAUCCGUUGUGAUUCCAUGGAGAUCAUCCACACGACCCAAUCCUAUCCUCUCAUAGUAGAGGAUGAAUUUUUCGUCAUGAUGCUUGUUCUGUAAGCGAAGAGGGUGAUGCGCGUUCAAAUACUAGAAUAUUUGAAAUUCCG
This is a messenger RNA of Amoebophrya sp. A25, 2927 nucleotides long. NCBI's taxonomy places the organism in Eukaryota, Dinophyceae, Syndiniales, Amoebophryaceae. The record is from the annotation of a GenBank genome assembly.